This is a messenger RNA of Exophiala oligosperma, 1175 nucleotides long. RefSeq lists its product as uncharacterized. Bases 1 to 813 code for a protein of 270 amino acids. The record is from RefSeq and is a predicted model, not a curated record. The transcript has a single exon. NCBI's taxonomy places the organism in Eukaryota, Fungi, Ascomycota, Eurotiomycetes, Chaetothyriales, Herpotrichiellaceae. Gene Ontology annotation, cellular component: nucleus. Gene Ontology annotation, molecular function: mismatched DNA binding; single-strand break-containing DNA binding; double-stranded RNA binding. Gene Ontology annotation, biological process: single strand break repair; double-strand break repair.
AUGGAAGAAGAGAUAGCUUCUGAGGCCAAGGCUUCAAUCGGUAAGCGUGAUGCAUUUUCCGAAUUGAUGUCGCCCAGAGUCAAACGGUCAAAACCCGAGCAGCCGUCGUCGAAGGCUACUGGGGGAAAGCACAGCGGCAGAAAUCCCUACGACCCUCGCAAUGGUCUGCUGGUGUACAUUUUGGAUCCGAUCAAAUACGCACCGAAUGUUGUCAUCACUUACAACGAGCGAGUCGUUCUGAUCCGUGACGCAUUCCCCAAGGCGACGGUCCAUCUGUUGUUACUACCAAGGGAUCCAGACAAAAGAGACAUGCACCCACGAGACGCUCUGAACGAUCUGGAGUUUCUGGGGAUGGUCAAGACCGAAGCUGCGGAAGCCUUGGAGUUGGCGGCGUCCGAACUGUCGCGUCAACUCGGCCCCUACUCUGAAUCUUGUAAAGAGCGCAUCGCCGCGAUGGAGAGCGACGAGAUACCCGACGAGCUUCCUCCCGGCAGAGACUUUGCGAAAGAGUUCAAAAUCGGCAUACACGCCCAUCCCUCCAUGCACCAUCUCCACGUCCACAUCAUCAGUCGGGACAUGCACUCUGAUCGUUUAAAACAUCAAAAACACUACAACAGCUUCAACACGGACUUUUUCAUCCCACUCGAGGACUUCCCCUUGGCGGAAAACGAUGUGAGGCGGAACACGAGUUACCAGAAUGGCAACCUGAAGAAAGAGUACAAAUGCUGGCGAUGUGGGAAGUUGUUCGGAAACAAGUUUCAACAGCUCAAGGCCCAUCUUGAGGAAGAGUUUCUCGCUUGGAGGAAGAUAUAAGCAAACUCUCUCGAGCCCGACCAUGAUCUCUGUCUGUUUCAUCAUCACUAUCACUCAAUCCCUUCUUCGUUCUCGACUCAGGUCUCGCAGUCGGGAUGAGUCUCGCCCACCACCUUCCACGUAACUAUUUCUUCGGGCACGGUUGGAAUUGAUAGGCUCAACGUAUUCAACCCCAUCUCGUCUACCGCCAUCCUUCACAUCGACAUAUAUUCUUCCAGGUUGGACCACCUCAUAUUCGAAUCGGGGUUGAGAACUUCUUCGUCGGGCCGUGUUGCUUGUGUCCGCAUUUCGGGACGUCGUCUCUUGUCCAGGCCUGGGUCUCACCACUUCCCUCUUUUCGACUUCUUUAAAUCGAAAUCCGC